Molecule: messenger RNA, 26584 nt
Organism: Xyrichtys novacula (pearly razorfish)
Lineage: Eukaryota; Metazoa; Chordata; Actinopteri; Labriformes; Labridae
Source: the annotation of a GenBank genome assembly
GCCAUUUUGUCAGCCAUUUCCUGCACUGCUCGGUUGCCAGCGUCUCUGCACAGUACAGGACGCCCCGUCUGGCCUCAGCUUCAUCUGCCCGGGCUUCGUAAACAGCAGCCGAUCUUGCACACACGGUCUCGGGUUGAUGAGACACAGCCUAGAGGGUCGCCCGGCACCCACUCGACCCCCAGGAAGGCGCUCGGCCCCGCGAGACAGCAGCGGUACAAGUCAGAGGCAGCAGCCAUGGCUCUGAAGAUUGUCAAAGGGAGCAUCGAUCGGAUGUUCGAUAAAAACCUUCAGGAUUUAGUACGUGGCAUCAGGAAUCACAAGGAGGAUGAGGUAAAACGACCACCGGGGCAAACACUGUCGCUUGGCACGUUUUAAAACCCACAUUCAUGAGUGUUUUUAGCUCCGGUCAUACAUUACCGUUAUCAUUGACCAGCUAGCUACCGUCAAGCUGAGUAAAUGAACGUUAGCGUUAGGUAGGCUGGUCAGCUAACGUUAGCGCCUGCCCAGUCAUUUCACCCGCUAGCUAACUCCGACUCCAAACAGCUUUAUUUUUCACACAGGCCAGUGUAGCCGACGUGUUAAUUUGACGUUUGUGAAGUAAAAAAGCACGAGUUAACAUACUGUUUGGUUUCAAUAAAAGUGGCAUAUUAUUAACGACGACUGGCUAACUCACCUAGUUAGAGGAAGCACCAUUUAGUAGGAGAUUACUGUUACAAGAGAUCAUACCUGCUUAUGUGAUCUUUCCUCUAACUACAGCUAACUUGAUCAAUUGUCCUCCUUAAUUGAGAUGUUAUUAUGAUAGUACACUAACUUGUUCAGUCUGAAGGGAUGGAUAUGAUAGGAUAUGAUGCUCUGUGCACUCUAUGUGGAAGAGGCCUGAUUUAGGUGUAAGUUAGAUAAACACAUUUGGCUGAUAAAUGUUCUGGAUGUUGAUGUUAAUAUUAAAUUUUCAUUUAGCUGUACAAAUAUGAGAAUAUUUUGAAUGAGUCAGCACACCUUUAUAUCAUAUUAGAAAAUCUGUAUGAGUGAUUGAAGGUGAUGUCAUCCCUGUCACAGCUCUGUGGCUGAUGAUAGACUCUUCACAACAGCAUCUAGACCUGGGUGGGAAUAGGGUGGGAUGGGCCAUUAGAGGGCACUGUUUUGGGGGAGACACUAACCCUCUCUCUCUCACUUUGGCCUGGUUAAUCCUUGUAGACUUAGCUGUAAAAUGUGGUAUCAGGGUGUAAGUAAGAUAAAGGUAUAAUACAGGAAUCCAUAGGUGGAUGUUUCAGAGAGCAGCCGUGCUGUGGACACCUGCCUCCAACUGUAGGUCUGGUGUGAAAUGUAGAGACGGCGUGUCUAACCUGAGGGCAGAAGAAGGGCUUGAUUUCUCUGUUAACGUGGCAGCUUUUUCAUGUGUACAACCUUUUUAGGAAAUGAAAUUACAACCAGGCACCAACCCUAUACACUUUUUAUAGUUAUUUUUUAACUAGUGUGGUUUGUUGUUUAGGUAUAAAACUCAGGCACUAUAUAAUGUUUAAGCCAUCAGACCUUGAUCUUUUGAUUCAGAGCGUGGGCUAAGCUGUGCACCAGUAAGUAACCUAACCUGGGCUGCCCAGAUAAUGUGGUGGUUGCCCAGUCAACAGUGGACAGUUAGCUGAAAUAUUAAUAUGUGUGUGUGUGUGUGUGUGUGUGCGAACAUCGGAGUGUGUUGACUUUUUCCAGGCCAGCUCACAGUCCCUCAUCCACUGUGUUUGUUUCUCACGUGUGUGUGCUGAACCUUUGCACAUUUCAUUCAUUCAUUCAUUCAUUCUCCCUCACAUUUGUCGCUUGCCGAUCAGCCUGACUAAAAAAUUCUUUUGAGAAUGACUGAGCAGCAGAGCAGUUCUGUGUGAGACCUAGGGAACACUUUAGGUGAAUGUAUAUCAUAAUUAAAAGAAAAGUUAUAUCUGCGUUUGACCUCAGCUGACACUGAGCCUUGAGUCGUUUGGGGCUUGGAGUUCACAUCCAGCUUAGUCUUUCUUAGUUUCUGAAAGACUGUCCUUGUUGGCCCUUUGACAACUAUUUCAAUAAUUUCACUGGGUUCUUGAAUUGUUCAUUGAAGAAGGAUGAGUAAAAUGGUGAAGUGUGUGAGUGUCCAGUGAUCAUGUGUUGAAUCCCUUCAGCCUGCUAGCCUUGGCAGCAGCACCCCCCCACCCCACCCCACCCCACCUCCUCCUGUCACUGUGCUGUCUCAUGACUACGCACACAUGACCAGCACACACUCACACGCUACAGAACUAUAUGUGUGUGUGUGCGUUUGUUUUGCAAGGUUGCUCCUCUCAACAAUAGCCAGCUGAUUGCUCUAUCUGGAGUCGAAUCAAAAGCACCUUCUGCUGAUUCCAUCGCAAGAAAUGAAGUGUGGUAUAGCAGGGAUUACAGAAACUGCUGUUUUUCAGUCAUUCAUUUUAGCGUGAGGUUCCUGUAAAAUCUAAUAUGCUAAAAUAAAAAAGGCAGUGAGUGAAUAAAACAACCUGGAUGGAGGAGCUGUGUCAUUAGGGUGAUACUUUAUAAUCAUUUGCUUCUAUCUUUUCUCUGUAUGAAUGAGCAGGGAACUUCUUGCAUUUGUUUGUUGCAGCCGUCAGACUCUGAAUGACGGCAGCAUCAUAGGAAGAAGGUCUAAUUUAAUGUCCGUCUGUAGUGGCCAUCAGAGAACAAAAUGUCCUAAGUCGAUGAGCAAGACCAAGACGUUGUCAAAAUUGAGAAUCUUAGCAAUUAAAGUAAGAAAUACAGCUGUCAGUUUAUGAAUCGGAUGACUCUAAAGGGGGCGUAACUUCAGAUUUGGUACCAGUGACUCGAGUUUGACUCAUUAAUUAAAUGUUCCAAUCAUGGAGGAAUUUCCAAUAUUUCCUGAUGCCAUGUGUGCCUUCUGAGAGCAAACUUCCAUGUUGACCUGAUGAAGUUUGGGGUCAAGUUUAGGAGUUGCCUGAUCUGACUUGUGAUUAGCAACAUGAGCAAUAAGCAAUGACAUAAAAAAACAUAACCAUUCAUAACUAUAAUUAGCUCCACCUUUGCAGGCUGAUGUCUUUUAAACGCAACAACAACAAGCAGAGCAAGAGUUUUUCCCAGCUGGUUCUUGGUGCUCAGCAGCAGCCUCCCACUCCGGAUAUCACUCCUCCACCUAAUCUGAUCUGGUGUCUGUUGUUUGUCUUCUCCUCUGUCUGCCCUCAGGCCAAGUACAUCUCCACAUGCAUCGAUGAGAUCAAACAAGAGCUCAAGCAGGACAACAUCGCCGUCAAAGCCAAUGCUGUUUGCAAGCUCACCUACGUAAGCUCUCUCUUCAUUCUCCACUCAUUCACCGACACUUCCUGUCUAUCACUUGUAGGUGAUACAGAGGAACUGAUGAACAUUGAGAUAAAACAUCUAAACUCCAUGUCUGGUUCACAGUGUGAGGCUACCUGCUUCUUUAAAAAGAUACAGACUGUGUAGCUGCUUAAUUUAACACAAUGGCAAAGUCUAGUAAGGCGAUCAAUUCUACAUUGAACACCUAAGAUUGACAAAACGGGACACCAAACAAACAACAUGGACAAAAGUUGCUUCUUUAGAUUCUAAUGCUGACCCUAGAGAAGUAUCAAAACAGUCUUUUACAGAUCUGUUUCAACUUUUUUCAUUCUAAAUUAUUUAGCAAACUAAAGAAAACACUUUUUUUUAAAAAUGGAAUUCCAGUUGCAAUGUGCAUGACACAGCCCUCCUGAGUUACUUCCUCAUUGUCCAGAAUUAACCAACAGUAGAGAUCUGUCUGAUAUCGCGUCAGUGUAGCUCCCCUCUUCAUCAUUCAGAGAGCUGAAUGCUGUGCGUGUCGCUGUCACAGAUACCUCAGCAAACGUCUAAUUAAAAACGACAGACUUGAAGGUGGUGUGUUCUGACGUGCGCCGACCACCACAGAAAGCUUACUUUUAGCAGCCACACUUGCAGCUCAAUUACAGUGCGCUGUUGUGAAAAUCAAAUGGAGAAGAAAACUGCAAGUUUUGGUUUAAUCAGAAGUCAUCAUCUCGGGACUUGUGACACAGAUUCAACAUAAUUUUAAACACUGUCAGAAAUUACUGAUGAUGUGUAAGUUAGUCUUUUUUUAAUUGGAAAUCCCGUCACACCACCUGUACUCCUUCCCUUGUGUCUGCUUUUCCAUGCAGGUAUCAGAUCAGCUGUCAGAGGGCUGAACACUGUGUGGUGAAAAGUAGGAAGGGGGGGUUGUAGAAAAAAGACCAAAGGUUAAAAUUUAAUAUAUAUUUAAAACUGUAUGAUUAAAAAAUGUGAUUGUUUCUGAAAUAAAUUGCAUUAUUUGGUAUAAAUUCCUGUUUUUGUCAUAUAAUUUAAACGACAGAAAGGAACACAUGGAAGUAGUUUUUUCACUGUUGUGUAUCCGUAUUGUGUUGGCACGCACACAAUGAAAAACCCCGACCGUGUGUGGCAACUGUAAAAGGUAGCCACACACAGACUUUGUCCUUUGUUCAUUACCUUCAAAUCAAAAAGCAUAAUAAAUUCAAAGUCAGUCUCCAUCAAAGGAAAAUAACAUGAAUUGGAUAGAAAUGAUUCAGUAAAUUUUCACAAAACAGGUGUAAGGCUCCAUCAGCCUCUAAUAAGUCAGCGCUCAGCUGUUUGACCAGCAGCCUGUACGUCCUGACAACAGCGUACAAUUUCUGCUAAAAUGAAAGCACUUCUAUUUAUGUCCCGGACCCACCUUUGGGUUCUAGUGGCUUCAUGCAAUUGUGUGAUCGAAUCAUUUAGCCUCUGUGUGUGCCCCAGGAACAGUUCGGAGCCCCUCUUCUCCAUUUGUUCACUCGUAUCUAUCUUUGUCUCUUUUCUUCUCUGCUCUACAGCUUCAGAUGCUGGGUUAUGAUGUCAGCUGGGCCGCUUUCAACAUCGUUGAAGUCAUGAGCUCCUCCAAGUUCACAUACAAGGUAGAACGGGUGUAAAACCAGAGUCUUGGAAAAAUAGGACCCUGUGGUGAUGAUACAAAGUCUGCAGUCCGCAAAAUGUAGAUUUAUCAGGGCAUUGAUUAUUGUGGUACAGUCUGUAAACCUUCCUGUUCUGCAUUAUUGAAGUUUCUUUUUCCACAUCAUUACGUACCUAGAAACAGCAAGAAAUAAUUGUUGCAGCACAUUUAGUGUACUGUGAAGGUAAAUCCCUUUAGAGCUGCAGGCGGUUAUGAAUUUUAGUGAUGAUAGCAUUGUACUGGAAUGAAAAAUAUGCAGCUGCAUAGUUAGGAGGAAGCAGACCGCUGCAUUAUGUCUGCUUCUCGCCCUACAGAGGAUUGGCUACCUGGCAGCCUCACAAUGCUUUCAUGAGAGCACUGAUGUCAUCAUGCUGACAACCAAUCAGAUCCGAAAGGUCAGUAAAUUUCAUCGCUCUGUGCCUUUUUAUUUAUUUAUUUAUUUCUCUUUGUUUAUCCCACAGCUUGUCUGCUUUUAUGGACUGUACCUGUCAUAUUUUCUCCUCUAGGAUCUCAGCAGUCCAAACCAGUAUGACACAGGUGUUGCUCUGACUGGUCUCUCUUGUUUUGUGACCCCUGAUCUGGCUCGAGACCUGGCUAAUGACAUCAUGACACUGGUGAGUCACGGAGAAUGCUGUAUUUACUUUUUCUGGCUGCAGUUGUUUUCCUCUUGAAUUUCUUUGCUUUGCAGCCAGUAAGAGGUGUUUUUGCAGUUAAUACAUGUCUUUCUCUUCCUUAGAUGUCCCACACUAAACCCUACAUCAGAAAGAAAGCGGUGCUGAUUAUGUACAAGGUGUUUUUGAAGUAUCCAGAGUCCCUGCGGCCCGCUUUCCCCAGGCUUAAGGAGAAACUGGAGGAUCCAGACCCAGGUACGAGCGAAGAACACUGCGCGCUGUCUGAUAUGAGUAACAGUGUAUAGUUAUGAAAGAUGAGGAAAUUGUUUGCAAGUUCUUUUAGUUGUCUUGGUAUUUGACAAAUUUGCUGUCUUGUUAUUUGAGGUUGCUAAAUGUCAGACACUGCUGGUAGUCUGAAGAACGGGCAUUCUCUGUCACCUGAGCCGUAUGAAUUAUUUAUCAUCUAAGAGGAUGAGAUUAAAGACGGAUCAUUUGUUGUCUUGCCAGGACUGUCUGGGAAUGCAGACCCAUUCAGAGGACAUUUUCUGUCAAAUAGACAAAAGCAUCUCACAGGGUGUUUAUAAGGCACGUAAUGCCUGGAAGUACUAUAAUUAAAUGUGUGUCAGUGUGCCAUUAUUUGAUGGGUUGAGAUAAAAGCAGGUUUCAGCUCUUGUUAAAAAAAUGAUCUAAGUAGGGUGUUGAUGUCAUUUUAUAUCAUUUUUCAGGUGUCCAGUCUGCUGCAGUAAAUGUUAUAUGUGAGCUGGCACGAAGAAAUCCCAAGAAUUACCUGUCUCUGGCCCCUCUAUUCUUCAAACUCAUGACCUCCUCUACUAAUAACUGGGUUCUGAUUAAGAUCAUCAAGCUGGUGAGUCAACAGGAAAUGGAAAUGACUUUUAAAGAUUCUGUUUUAGUGAGAAAAAUACUCACAAGGUUUAAGGUCGGAUACUGAGAACCGGUUUCCUUUUUGGAUCCGGUUCCUAAUGUCUGGUUCUGGAAGCAUUAAGCAGAUGUUUGAAUUUCGAUUUAGAGUAUCGCACCAAUCAUAUGAAAGAUUACAGUUGCUGCCAAUCAGCUAUAAUUUAUGAUAAAACUGUGAUUUUAAAUAAAAGGAGAUUACAGCGUGUGUCACAACACUUUGUGUCUGUCUUUCACAGUUUGGUGCUCUCACACCGCUUGAGCCACGGUUGGGAAAGAAGCUGAUCGAACCUCUGACCAAUCUUAUCCACAGGUGAGAUGAAACCCCUCCAACACAAACUUAUCAUUGGUAAUAAGCUAUUAACUCAGGUGUAAUAAUUUCCACUCUUUCUUUUUUUGCCUGUCUUCAUCUCUUACAGUACCUCCGCCAUGUCUCUGCUGUAUGAAUGUGUCAACACUGUUAUCGCAGGUCAGUUCUGGCGUUUUGUGUGCAAUGUGGCGGCCUCAUGUUGCUGAUUGUGUUAAUGGUAGAGUUGGUUGUAAUGCCAGAAUUUCCCCUGUGUGCUUUGACUAUAGGUCUUUUUCUUUCUUAUCAUUUUUUUCACUUUAUAGAUGCACCUUUUUGUAUUCUUUGCAAAAACCCAUAUCUUGAAAUGCUUAUGUUCUUCUCAGUCAGCUCUAACUGCAUCUCUGUCCCACAUUGCAGUGCUGAUUUCUCUGUCCUCUGGGAUGCCUAACCACAGUGCUAGUAUCCAGGUAAGCCCCCCGAGGUCAGAUUAAACAUCUUCUCUUUUUUUGUGGUCAGAUGUUGAGCAUAACUCCUUUCCACUCCAGUUGAAUCACACUGCAUGCUUCCACCAGAGACACAGUAACUAUCACCAACAUGACACCAAGACUCACAGAGCUACGCAAAAUAGGCCCCAUUCCCUCACUUUUGAUUUUUGUCUCGUUUAAGUCUUUUAAAGUGCGCUCAUAUGACAACACUGAAACUGGUGUGGAAAGGUUUUCAACGGUGUUAAUGUCUCCCCUCCUUUUUUCUCUCUCGCUCUCUCUGUCUCUCUCUCUUCUAGCUCUGUGUGCAGAAACUGCGAAUCCUGAUAGAAGACUCGGACCAGAACUGUGAGCCCUCUGUCAAUGCCUGCAGUGUGUCAUUUUCUCAUUGUCUGCGUGUUUCUGACUGUGGAACAGUCCGCCCUUUAGACGAAAACACCGUAGAGCCCCUGACUCUGGAUAGCUCGAACAUUAUUACCUUUUCAUUCAUAAUUAGCUAACCGGCUAAGAAUGCCAUUUCACUCGAGUCACAUCUGCUCCAUUUGUUGAUUCAAUCUGAACUGGGGGAAAAGCUUCCCUGUCGGUUUUUCCUCAAACAUAAGGCUUGGCUCUGCAAAUAAACACCCUUGCUCACAUCUAGGUGGAGCUGAGUGUUCGACAUCCAGACAUUCGAGUUAUCUGGACACUUGUACAUAGAUAGUUGUGUUUUGCAUAGACUGUAGAACGCUGAUGUUAUUAGAACAAACAGUGAACUUGUGGUUUCAGGUUUUGUUUAUCCUUUCACCACACCUCUGAAAGUCAUACUUGUGAUAUGACGUGUUCAAAUAGAUUGAUGAGCUGACAGAUCAUGCCUCUCCUUGAUUAUAAAGAUGCUCUGCUGAUAAGACCAGUUAAGUUGAGCUGACAGAGCAGAUACAGCAUUAAAAAGAAGUCAUGUUGAGGAUCUAUCACAGAUUUCGAGAUAGAUUCGAGUAUUUUAAGUAGAGUCAUGAUAAACAUAGGUGAUACGCAUACAGCAGCAUGAAAUAGCCUACAAAAAUAGAAUAAUCAAUCAUGACUAGUAUGUUGUCUGGGUUGAUGUUUUCAUGCAUUAUUUGUUGCUGCAGCCGCUGCUGUCACCUUUUCCAUAGCAGAGGUAGAUUUGUCUGCAGCCGCAGCCGCCCUCAGGCUGCGUCCCCAGCUAUUUCUGCAACGUCUGCACUUCAGUGACCAGCCUGACCUCACACACGCACUUAUUGAUCCAAGAACCUGAGAGGCAUUUGUCUCUGCCAGAUUCCUUGACGGGCAGAAUUGCAUGAUUCAGCAGGUUUUCUGAGUCUUUAAAAGUCUGCGUGCUGAGCGGGAAAAGCUGCUGGGAAGACUGCAAAGGAGAAGGCAAAACAAAACUGCUGUGUCCAGUGUGUGUGUGUGUGUCCUGUGUGGGUGUUUGUGUGUCUCAUUUGCAUGUAUGUUACGUGUUCUUUUCCUUUUGUGUUAUGUAGUCUCUUAUUUUCAUGUUUUUUUUAAAGACAGCACUAUAGCAAUUUAAUGAAAUAGUGUUUAGAUAUAGAUAUUUCUCUGUUCAUUCGACUGGACUUGCUGCUGAGAGGUUUAGUAUGUCAUGUUUUCAAGAAGUUCAGAUUUAUUGAAUCCUAAAGUAUCUAAAAAAGCACUUUGUGUUCAGGCAGAAAUUUGAACUUUUUUACUGCAUUUCCAAUCAGGUUAAAUUUAUCUCAGAUCAGGUGAGACAAAAUAUAACAACAUGUACCUUGUCUUUAUGGGCACAGAAAGUGAAGGAUACAAUUACUCUAUUCUGAAGGGUACUGAGGCCAUGUGUGUAUGAUUUUUCAGUGAAGUACCUGGGUCUGCUGGCCAUGUCGAAGAUCCUGAAGACCCACCCAAAGUCAGUGCAGUCUCAUAAAGACCUCAUCCUGCAGUGUCUGGAUGACAAGGACGAGUCCAUCCGCCUGAGAGCUCUGGACCUGCUCUAUGGCAUGGUAUGAUACAAAGACACUUUGUUUCACUCAUCGGCAAACAUGAGCAUUAACCGUCUAAUUUUGAUUUGAAGUGAUGUCGCAUAUCCAGAUUUUUAGUCGGCACUUUCACCGGCAGCAGGUGGUUUUGAUUCUGUUAUAGUAGAUGGUAAUUUAUAAUGACAGAUGAAGCUCUGAAAAAUGUUUGCUGCUCAAGACGCUAAGUUGAUAGAGCUCUGUUGGAGAAGUUUCGUUAACUCCAUUCACACAUUCAGACUUCACGCUCAUUGACGCGUCCCUCAUCCGCAGGUCUCCAAGAAGAACUUGAUGGAGAUCGUGAAGAAGUUGAUGCUGCAUGUAGACAAGGCAGAAGGAACCACCUACAGAGACGAGCUGCUCACAAAGAUCAUUGACAUCUGCAGCCAGAGCAACUACCAGUACAUCACAAACUUUGAAUGGUCAGUCUCACAGCUCCCUGCCCUAAAUCUUCCUCUUCUUAAAUGUCCCUCCAUAUUCUAUUUCAGUUUUGAGCUUCAUGGCAUAUUUUUCAUCUACAACCUUUUGUAUCUGCCUGACAGGUACAUCAGUAUCCUGGUGGAGCUGACCCGAUUAGAGGGCACACGGCACGGCCACCUUAUUGCCUCUCAGAUGCUGGAUGUCGCUAUUCGGGUCAAAGCCAUCCGGGUCUUUGCUGUUGCCCAGAUGGCCACUCUGCUGGACAAUGCCCACCUGUUGACAGGCAACAUGCAGCGAAAGGGCAUCUGUGAAGUCUUGUACGCUGCAGCCUGGAUCUGUGGGGAAUUCUCAGAGUAGGUUGAUUCAUCUGACUGGGAUACACACACAUUUUAGUAUAAUUUGAUAAAGUAGAAAAAAAGACAAGAAGUGAAACCGCUCCUCGGCUCUUAGUUUCCUGCCAUUUUUUACACAAGAAGUACUGUUAACUUGGUGUCAACCAUAAUUUAACAACCAUGUUUAAAUAAUUGAUGACUGCCCUGGCAAUGAGGUAUCCGAUGACUGCACCCCCUGUGAUAAUGAAUCCAUAGGGAAACAACAAACUCGCUUUUAGUCUGGACUUUUACUAACUUAUCAGAAUGACCGACUCUUCCUGAGAACCUCUCAAUUUGUAUCCAAACCUGUGUCACUUGAUUUCACUUGCCUUGUCUUUUAAAAAGUCAAAAGUUAAAAAAGGCUUCCAUUUUCACUUUGAGUUGUAACCAAUUACCAACUAAAAUAUCUACUAUUUUGGUUGUUGGAAACAUGUUUUGAUAAGAUCAACCAGGACUAACAGAUUUGACAAUCACAGCUAUUGAUACUGUCUUAAAGUAUUACAUCAGGACCAUGCUUGAAAGUGCCAGAAUUUUCUUUUAAUUGCCCAUCUUUUUUUUUUUUUUUUUUUUUUUUACAUAGACAUCUGGAGAACCCCAUGCAGACACUAGAGGCCAUGCUGCGACCAAAGGUGGCCACUCUACCAGGCCAUAUACAAGCAGUGUAUGUGCAGAACGCAGCCAAGCUGUUCGCUACAGUGCUGAAGAGUCAAGAAGGCAACACUGAAAGCACAGCAGCGCAGGAAACCAGCCAGCUGAUGAUAGACAGACUGCCAUUGUUUGUCCAGAGCGCCAACCUGGAGGUGCAGGAAAGAGUAAGUCAAGAGAUUUCCAUAAACUAUAAUAAAGCAGAUGCCAACUUUACGAACAUACUUCUCUUUACACCUGGUACUUAGCUCUUAAUCCUCACAUCUGUUUCAUCUUCUGCCGUGUCCUCAGGCGUCCUGCAUCCUGCAGCUGGUCAAGUACAUACAGAAGCUGCAACAGAAAGAUGUAGAAGUAUCAGAGGAGGUCAGCGCCCUGUUUGCUGGAGAACUCAACCCUGUGGCCCCCAAGGCACAGAAGAAAGUGCCUGUCCCCGAAGGGUAGGUUUUAUUCUAUACUUAUGAAACAGAAAUACAUUGUGACUAUGAUCAAUACCAUCACAAGAUUGUGAAAUAACAAUGUUCAUACUAUCAAGGUCCACCAACAUGAUUACCUGAAUUCUCUGAAUAUUGUCUGGGUAACAAAUGACUGUGUUUUUUUUUUUGUGCAGUCUGGACUUGGAUGCAUGGAUCAAUGAGCCACCAUCUGAAAGCGAGUCUGAGGAUGAGCAGCCCAAGGCUAUUUUUGCCAAGGAGGAGCCCAAGCACUCCCGCCCCCGACACACAGAGGUGGAUGAGAAGGAGCUGGCAAGGGUAAGCUAGUCAAUAAUUGAGCGCAACAUUGCAGUAUUAAAAAAAGCAGUGCUAUUUUAUGAAUAGUCUAAAUGCAUACAGUCGUGAAAUAAAUGAGGACUCACCUUUUCAAACUGUUUAUUUUCAGGUGUUCUGAGAGACAACCCUCUUAUCUUUACAGCUUUUAUGAUAACAUCAAAAUCUGUUGUUUGCAUUUUCAGUUUUAUUGUCAGUUCAUGGCUCAGAGUGUGAAGUUUAUUGGCAUUUAGUAAAGCAGACUUUGCAGAAAUGAAAUGUAGUUGGUGUAAAAUCAGCUGAAUGCAGAAAUAGUUCACUUAGAAGCUUUUAUAUACAUCGUCUGGCACUACUACUAUCUGGCACUGGCAUGUCUCUGCAGUAGCACACUUGAAGGUGUCAUGCUGUUGACACUUCAGAUAGUACAAACUUGAUAAAUGAUGGAGGAUACAGGAGCUUCUUUUCUUGAAGACGUAUAACACCAUUUUGUUCCAGGACUAGCACUGAAAAUCUACUCGUCUUUCAUAUAGGUUUCAAAAACUGGAAAGGAGCAUGUCUUUAAUUUAGCCCCUGAGUAUACAGCCCUUAAAAUUCAAGCAGUAUUCAGCUUCUACUGUAGCUCCGUCAGUUUGUUUAGUUGCUCUCUAAUGCUACAUCUGCUGGAGGCGAUGCAGUCAUUGAUUAAUUCAUGCACCUGUUUUUGUUACACACUCACAGAGGAGAGAAGCAAGAAAGCAGGAGCAAGCCAACAACCCAUUCUAUAUCAAGGCCUCGCCGUCCUCUCAGAAGGUGUGUUUCCAGAGUCGCCAAAAGGCUUUAUUGUGCACACAUACAACUGUUAAAUCCAGUCUGUUUUAAACCUUACAUAAACAUGACGUAAUGAAGUUAGUUUCAUUCAAUUAAUUGUUUAAAGUAUGAAAGUAUCAUGUCGUGAAUGAAUGUCUGUUCUAUGUAGGUGUACCAGGAAGGCCCUGGCGUGGAGCACAUCCCAGUGGUGCAGAUCGACCUCAGCGUGCCUCUCAAAGUCCCAGGUGGGGAAUGACCAAGACACACCAGCUUCACACUCAAAUCUUUCAAAGUGGUUUACUUCUGUUGAGCUCUAAGCUUUGCCAUUAAACAGCUGAGAUACUGUCUCUGCCGUUGGUAUUUGUGUCAUUUAUAAUAAAAAUGUAACAAAUAUUGUUGUCCUCUGUCACUCAGGUCUGCCGAUGUCUGACCAGUACGUGAAACUCGAGGAGGAGCGUCGGCAGAAAGAGAGAGCAGAAAAGAAAAAGAAAGAGAAGAAGAAGAGGAAAGAAAAGCGCAGCGGACGAGGGAAGAAACACGAUUCCGGCCCGGAGAGCGAGGAGGACAUCACGCCUGCGCACAUGGUCGACAUAGUUACAGAGGAGAUGCCAGAGGUACGCUGUAGCUGUGUAAAACAUCACAAAGAGUUGUCGAGUCAAACCAAGAAGUUACAUAUAUUAUGAAAUAUGUCACGGCGGAGACAUGGGGAAGAGGAUUGGAUCCUCUAUUUGGAUUCCCUCUGAGUCAAUCAAAGUUAAUGUUACUAAGAGGUUUUACUGAUGUAGACAUCAUCGUUAAAUUCAGUGAGUUUUCAGUAUUCAAGUUAUUAGCAGAACUCUUCACAUUUGAAGUGUUGUGGAUGUAGAUUCUGUUUAGAAAGUUAUGAUUCUGUUUUAUUGAUUCCACCUUCUUAUUACUUCAGAAUGCCUUACCCAGUGACGAUGAUGAGAAAGACCCCAACGAUCCUCAUAAAGCCCUGGAUAUCGACUUGGACAAGUGAGUCAACAUCAUGUGGAUCCUAAUACAACCAAACUACCUCAAAGUCAAUUUCACUUCUGUUAAACACAAUGUUAGAGUCACUCAGAGCGUUUUAUUUAUGUUUUCUGACGUAGCCAAUGAAUGUAUGUUUGACACUUUGAUUUGACCUCAGUCAUGCCUCAUAUUCAUGAUAGAAGUAUUUUACCCCUGAUCGUCCUAAACAUGCAAUAUUUAUCCCAGCUGAUGUGAUUCGGGCCCUUUCCCCCCUCUCACUCCUUCUCACGGCGUUCUACUUUCUGCUUCCUCUUUUCUAUGCCUACACACAUCCACUACUGCCUCUUUGCGUGGGCAGCUUGGUGGAGACGGCUAAGCGCAGGUGAGUUGCACCCGAGCCACAGAACCUGGGCUCCGACUCUACAUGGACUGCUUCUCUGCCUCUCUCUCUCACUCUCUCAGAUUAGUCGUCAUGUUCCUCUUACUAACAUAGCCGUCCUUUCUUUCCUCAUAUGAAGUUUGCAGUACCUGCUUCCUCUUUUUGCUCGAUUUUCCAUGUUUUCAAUAACUCUCUUGUAGCCUCGUCUAACACCCAGACUCCCUUUUCUCUCAGCCUGCUUCUUUUUUUCCAAGUUUGACAAUAUCAGCAGCUUAAACUCGUCCGUGAUUACUCUGUCCUUUUUAACAAAAAUAUUUAUAUGAAAAGAUCUCUCCUUAAAUGAGACUUUUAGAGUUUCAUGGAAAGCAGUUGUUGCUGAUGUUCUCAGGACUUGAUCUUUCUCAGCCUGCCCUUCUGGAAAUGGCUCCUAAAAGCAUUUUGGCGCUUCUCUCAGAAAAGAUCGUCUUCAUCACUGUGCUUCUAGGAAACUUAUCCCAGAGGUUAGGUGCUGCCUCAAAAGAACAAGAACAUCUCCAGAAUCAUCCGUAGUUUUGGUCUUAGUUUGGUACCUUUAAACUGUCUUGAGCUGUUUUCUAAGGGAAUACUGCGCUUUGCCUGCUCUUCGUGAAAAUAACAGACAUGUACCUUUAGAAAAAAGCUCUGGUCUUAAUUGAUAAUGUCGCUUUAGACUUAAUGGACACACACAGGGAUCAUUUUCCAAUCGAAUAAAAACAAGAUGAUUUAUCCAUCGUAAAGAAAAGUGAAAAUUAUAAAAAGAGGAAAAACCUGUGCGAUCUCCGUUAUCAAGUUGGUGGCCUUGUGUUUUUACAAGGAAUAACCAGCAGGGGGCUGCAUUGCCCACCAUGACUGCUUCACAUAGUGUGACUCUGAGUAAUAACAUUGAUAGCUCUUAUCAGUUCAAUAUGGAGAAAUUUAUAGGUAUAGUCUCUAGCUUUCUGGGAAUUUCCGAUGCUUGAAGCUCUGCCAUAGGAAUGGCUUACCUCAUUGCGCUGAAUGAGACCCGGCUGCUGCACAGUGUUGAAAAAAUGCUUGAAUUCAAUAUAACGGUGCACUAUGUGUUCCCUCUUUAAGCUUCUGCCAUACUACUGUGUGCUGAAGAAUAAAGGAAUAUGAAAGAUGUUUUCCAGAUGCAGGUGGACCACAAACACCUCAUAAUUCCUCAUUUUAACUCAGUUGAACUCAUACUUUUGCAUAUCUGUUUGUUCAGGCCACUUGCAGACAGUGAGAAGCUACCGGUCAGGUCACACCGUGCGGCGGAGGCUCCAAAGAGCCCAACAGAAGACGGAGAUGCAGAGAGUGCUGCUUUACAGGAGCCUAAAAAGAAGAGCAGCAAAGAAAAGAGAGAGAAGAAGAAGGAUAAAGAGAGGGAUAGGAAGGUGAGUUGACAUGUUUUUGUAUUCACAGCGUUCAUUCAUUUAUUAACUUUCCCUCUAGAAAGCACACUAUCCUCAUUUUGUUGCUCCUUAAACCAGAAGAAAUCCACAGAGAAGUUGGCGGACAUUUACAACAAGGAGCUGUUAAUGCUUAUCACUAUGGACUUGUUUUUUUUAUUUACAGAAAAGCAAAGAGGAGAAGAAAAAGAAGAAACACAAACAUGAGGAAAAGGAGGAGGAUCUUCUCGGCGGUCAGGCAGACGAGCCCGCGGUCCAGUCAGAAGAAACCAGUGAAGUAGCUGCACCGCCUACCUCCACGAGUGCCGAGGUAUGUCCCUGCAAAAGCCAGGUUGCUCUUCUACCUAGCAACCCAGUUUACGUAUCAAAGCGGAUCCAGAUCACAGUUUACUUGAAUGUAACCUGAUCCAAAAGUUACGCAGGAGUAAAGUUUAAGAAUUCUACACCAUAAGUAGUCAACAAUUUCAGCUAAAAGAUGACAUGAGAGAGAGAGAUAUUUGAUCAUUUUCAUUAACUCAACGAUUCCAUUGCUUCUUCCCAGUGCCUCUUUCAAUCAGCUUUCAGGAUCAAGUAUCAGUUUCCUCGUAGCUGACGGUGCAGGCUCUUGCCAAAUACUUGAUUUAUUCAUGAAAUAGAACAGUGUAAUCUCUGGAUCCAUUUUCAUGAAUAGUAGAAAGAUAAAGAACCUGUUUGGCCCUCACCCCUCUCACCUCCUCGCACUCCUCUCCCUCCCUUCCUCCUCUAGGUUUCGGAUCUGGAUUUCUGGCUCUCAAACGCUCCAGUGCCCUCUAACACCCAGGUUGAGUCAUCUCCCCCUGUCUCUCUUUCUCUGUCAUUCUCUCCUCUUCUCCUACACCUUUUCCUGAUCACCCAUCCCUCUUAAAAAAAGCGUCAUGUUUUAUUGAUCAACCUCACAUGUUGGUGUUUGUCAUUUGUUCAACCUUUUUUUUUUUGCCUCUUUCUUUGGAUGAGUUUUACAUCUCCCACAGCUCACCAUUUUGACACAACUUCCUCUCUUUCACAGGUCACAUAACACUUUCCUCUCUCACCCUCCAGCCUUCCUUUGUUUUCCAGCAUGUGUGUUUGUAUGUCUGUGUGCACACACGGUAUAUUGGUAUUUGUUUCAAAACGCCAGUGGUUCCCUUCUUCAGCUUUUGUUUUGCUCACUGGGCGUCGUGUCGGUCUUGAGGUCAAAAUAGAAGUGGUUGUUGUUGUGUUGUUGGUGGUGGUGGUGGUGACGACAAGUGAGUGAAGGUUGUCUGAGAUUCCCUGGAAGCUGCCCUGGGGUCAGUCCUUUUUGUGCCUCUUGUCACCAUGUGUCCUUUGGCUGCUUCCUCAACAAUCACAUUUUGGGGUCCUACUUUUAAAAACUGCAUAUAGAAACUCAGAAGACAUAUUUCAUACAAAAAGAUACUGAAAUUUAUCACAAGUCAGAUAAAGUUUCAGGCAAUUUUCAAAGCUUUCGGCUGUUGGAGGUUUGAUAGGGUAAUGAACAGCUGAUACCUAGUGUAAACCACUGACUGUUAAAAGUAGGUAAGAGAUGGAGGAAUUGACCUCCUGGCCUUGGUGCGUGCAAAAAACACACAAUUAACUUGCUGAGCAAAUGGCAAAGAUUUCUCAGGGAUUCGUAGUUUAUGAAAAAAACAGAUUUUUUUGUAGUUAGGUUGGAGGGACACCCUCUGUUAUGGACAGUUGUGCUUCCCCUUGCCAUUCUGCCCAUGCUCUCUCAGUCAUAAUGUUGUACCUAUAUGUACUACAUCAAAUAACCAGUUAAACUUAAUAUGUUCAGAAGACACUUUGACAUUAUAUAUGAACAUGAUAAAAACAAACUAUUAAGACAAAUAUUUGAGAUAAAUUUACGUUUACAUUCUAUUUAAACAGUGUUUCGACCUCAGCAGUAACCUCUGGUCUUGAGGAGUAACACCAAUGUGACAGUGCUAAAAACUGCAGUUCUUCAAGUGUCCACUUGAGGCUGGCUCCAGUAACCCUUGAAGCCACAUCAGCCUCUCCAAAAAAGCACAUCUUUACAGCUAAAGUUAAACAUUUCUACUCUAUAUAAAUAGUUUCUCUAUGCGUACAGAGGGUGCCUUUUUUAUAGCUCAAUAAUUAUGAAGAUCAGUUUAUAAAUUUGGGAGUAUUAAGGGUUGUAGCUGUUAGUGAGGGGGCUAAAAGGCUGCCUCAAAUACCCUUCCCUGCCUUUUGCCAGGUUAGUCUAAAGUUAGGGGUACUCAGCAAUUCCAACAUGGCAACUGUCACCAGUGGGCUUCACCACAGCUUCAAAAUCUGUUGAUUAAUGUCACUGAGACUAUGUCUAUAAUUUACAUGAGUCUAUCAGGGUUCCUACGCAAGAAUGGAAAGUAUGGAAGUAGUUUGAUCAGGUCUUAAAAAGUAUGGUAAAUGAGAAAUAAAGUAUGGAAAAGUAUUAUGUUUCCAGGCUUUUACUACAGUUCUAAAAUACUGUUCUCUAAAAAUAGAAAAGUACAGCCAAAAUGAAUUCUAAAAAGCAGGAUAUAGAAAAGUAUGGAAAUUCUUACUGUAUAGGAACCCUGGUCUAUGGUCCCAACUGUGGAGGAGGUGCGUUUUAUGAUAUGUACUGCAGCUUGUUGGAAGAGAAGUUGCGAAGGUCUUGGCUUCACUUAUAGAAGGUAUCAUGUCACCUGUUUUCGUACACUUAUGAAUUUCAACAUCUUCGAAACACAAGUUGGCCACAAUGACAAAUGACCACAUAUAGCUAUAUGCCAACAAAGACAGUAAUUAAAACUACUUAUUUUUAGGAACAGUCAGCAUGUUCAGCAUGUUUGCCAGCUGUCGUGAAUAAAUUCUUUCCGGUGAGAGAAUUUAAAUGUGAACUUUAAUGGUUUGUAAAAUGAUACAAUUUGCUUUUAGCUUAUAAUCUGAAAAUCCAAUAAUCGCUGUUAAUUAUUUUCAGAUAGAUAUGAAAGAAAUCCUCUGUGACAAUAGUUUGUGGUAACAUACUGUUGAAAAUUUCUCCCCUGAACCCUACUUGACUCUAACACCACCGUCACAUUGACUGAUUGUAUUGGAUCUCCUCUAGUUUCCCAGAGAGAUCAAGUCAAUUCACUGAAUUACAAAAUAGUUUCUCUGUCCCCUGAACUGAACUGGAUAGCUUUUCACAUGAAAAACAUGCCAGCAAAACCUUAGUUCAGGUUUUCAGCACAUUUAUCAUAUUGGGUGUGUUCAGUUCAAUUGGGGUUGUCAGUCAUUUUUAACUUUUUUUUUUUUUGAGUUGUUCGUUUUUCAUCAUGUUAGAUGUCAACACCAAAGGAAAAGAUCCUCUGACAUGCCUCAACAUGUUCACAUGUAACACUUGAUUUAGUAUAGACUGAGGAGUGUACAUUAGCACAGAUGUAGACUGUCACUAAAAUCAUGUACAUCAGGUUCUCUGAUAUCUUAUCAGCAGCUAGCACGGCUGGUUAGUACAGUCCAUCCCAAACAAAACAAAAGGAAGCCACCACACAUGUACAGCUGCCUUCACGCAUAACAUACAUGCGGGUUACUUGUCUGUGUUUGGGCUCAUUUGUCUGGUUGUCUGUCUUAAAGAAAUUAGAUCUAUGUAUUCAUGGUAUCACAGAGCUGAAUGAAUGAAUGACUCUUAUCAAUGAUGAGUUAACUCACCAACUUAACCUGAUCAACACAAACCUGGCAAACACUACUUUAUACCCUUCAUGCUGUGAGAGCUCACUGCUAAUGGCUCCAUGUGUUUUUGUGGUGGUGUGUGUGCAAACAGGAAGCAGCAACAGUAGCAGCAGAAGAAGCAGCCCCCGUGCCUGAGGCAGCCUCUGGCACAGCGCCAGACUCCGAGCCUGAUGAGCCCAAAGACACCGAGAUGGAGGAGUCUGUGAGUCACCAGCAAUGAUGUGAUAAUUACUAAAUAAAAAAAAGUUUGGCUGCUGUGCGAGAGGUUCUGGUUCACAAUGACCUGACAGGAUGCAGCACAUCAGCAGCUCUCUUCUCACAAGUCUGUGUAAAUGAUGUGCCAGAGACCUGCCAGUUAUCAUGUGGGCUCUGCAGAAAAAUGAGUUUCACUUCAUGUUUCACUGACCAAAUUUUCACCUUGUGAAUUUCUAACAAGUCACUUCCUUUUUUUUUUUGUUGCUGUGGGUUUCUCAAUGGUUAGAAGUCCUCCAAACACAAGAAGAAAAAGCAGAAAAAGGAAAAGGAGGAGAAGGAGAAGAAAAAGAAGAAGAAGCAUCACCACCAUCACCAUCACAGUGACGGAGGAGGAGGAGAGGAGUCAGUGCAGAACGGCACCGUAGAGGAUGAAGAGCCACUGCCGGUCAGUGUUUGUAUUUAGAAUUAGAGAUUAUUUUCACUAUAAAUUACUCAGUUUAAUUCAGUUACUCUGUAUUUUGCUUGUUAAAAAAUAAGAUCUUUAAAGUCUUCAAAAGCUUUUGUGUUUCCUCUUACCUCCAUUUAAUUCUAUGACUACUGCACACACUAGUGCACACACACACACUUUGCUCGUUAUGCUUUAACUACGUGAAACCAGCUCCUGUUGCUUCAUUAGCAUACCGAGUGAUAGAGAAUGCCUGGUCUGACCUGAGCUCUUCUGUCCUUUCAGCCCAUGUCCAAUUACUGCCUGCUGGCUGAAAACUCCUACAUCAAGAUGGUAAGUGGUAAAGAUUGAGAAGCUGUUCCUUUCAUUGCUGUGAAAAUUCAGGCCUUUACACACCAUUACUAAUAGUUAGUCUGUCAUUUAUCCAUAACCUGAAAUGACUUUUAAUCCACUCAUUUAAUUCUAGAUAUUUCAACAUGUACUUGUGCUUCUUUCUGUUAUUGUGUUUAACAUAACAAAGAAUAGGAAUUCUUUAACUUAUAAAAUCAAGUUCACUCCAGAUCAGUCUGUUUUGUUGAUGAGGGCAUACCCAUGUUAGUCUGUUUCUGGAAAGCAUGAGACAUUUUGGAUCAUCUGAUUGACCAUGUGAUGUUUGUCCUCAGUCGACCACGGUGUUUUCAUUUUGCUCCAUCGCUGCAAUGAUGUUAUAACCGAUUUUGAAUUCCAAGCUGUGGAAAAACCUGAUUUUCUUGAUUUUUAGAUGUACCUCUUUGGGGACAGAUUUCAAAAUAAUCUUGCUCAUCUUCACACUUUGCACAACUACAUUCAAUGUUAACAUUAUCAGAAAAACGCAGCAGUUUUCAAACAGAACAUAUGCAGAUCUCUCCUUCUUUUCUCCUUCUCUUUAAAGAUGAUGGAGGAUGCCGAUGAGGUACUGGUUGAAAUUCUGUCAGCGACAGAAUAUUAUUGAAACUCUCCUAGAUGUGUUUCCACUCUCAGUCUGAACUCUGACGCAAACUAUUGUUGUAUUUCUGUAGGAUAAUUCUGCCUUUGUGAUUGUUUAUUAUGCUCAGAGGGUUUCCUGGAAACUGAUGUGUGCUCUGGUGUUGGGUUUAUGAAUUCAACUUUCUGUAUUUGCUGUCGGGCGUCACCCAAGAGAUGACAAACAGCAAAUUUAACUCUAAAUUCACUGAGUUUUGUAUUCCUUUUUUGUUCUUUAUUACAAAAAAGGAGUACAAACAGCUUGAGUUUGAUUGUCUACUUUUGUGUAAAUAAAUUUGUCAAAUAUCUAAAACAUCUCUGUCCCUCUUCUUUCCGUUUACUUGCGAAGGUGAAUGACAUCCAGGGAAACCUGCAGGAUGGCAGUCAGGUGGUCGUGUCUGUUAUAUUUGAAAACAAGUGUGAAAGCUUUCUCAAAUCCAUGGAGUUCAAUGUCCUGGAUUCACUCAAUUCCAAGCUACAGAGGCCAGAGGGGUCAGGUCCACAUGAUGGCCUCACCGUCCCAUUCCAACUUCCACCUGGUCAGUGUUGAUCUGCAAAAAGCAUCCCUAUGAAAAUAGUCAUUUAAACAGUUUUAAGAUUCACAGAUAUUUUAACGGGUAUAUUGAUUUAAAACCUUGGAUUUGACUUAAUCUGACGUUUCUUCUUUCUUUCAGGGGUGUCCAAUGAAGCUCGGUUUGUCUUCACUGUGCAGAGCAUCGUGAUGCCACAGAAACUUAAGGGAACCCUCACCUUCAUAGUUAAGGUUGGUAGGUGACACACAAACACAGCAAAACAAGCAGGAUCGUCUUUCUUUUUCCGCCCUCUUAGCUUCCAUAAUGCUUACGUUUUUUUUCAUUCAUAACUUGUUUUGAGAUCUACUCGUAUAUUGAUAGGCUUUCCAGGGCUGCAGGUUGGCACGGUGAAGUUGUCGUCACGUGUUUUAGAAAGAUAAGGAGUUCUUAUUGCUACAGAUCUGAGUUUUGUAACCAACCCUUCACCUAUAUCUCUCUGGAGGUCUACAGGAAUCAACAUGUUUCUUUAUUGAUUAUUUGCAUUUGUUAUUGUGUUGUUUUGUGUGUCCACAGAAUGAGGACUCUUCCACUCAUGAGAAACUGGACUUUAAACUGCACUUUACCUGCACCUCCUACCUAAUCACUACUCCUUGCUACAGGUCGGUGUAUUUUUAAACCUUUUCUUUUUUUUCUAAAACAAGUUCUUGGCACAUAACAACCCAUAUGUGUGGGGAAGGGACUUCCUGGCAAUUAUAUACUUUUCUUUAAUGUUGUUUCUGGAUAGAGUCCAAAAUCUAAACAUUUUUCCCCUCAGGAUCACGACUGUGCCGAGAAGAUAUAGUGCCAAUGUUCUUAUUACAGUUUGUUUUUGACUGAGUGGGUGUAUUGACAGUUGGGCUUUAGGACAGUUAAAGAAAAGCGGAAGUGGGUUCAGUAAUCUUCAUGUCAAUCCGCCCAGUAGAUUUUGAUGUUUUCUGUGUGAAAUGUAAAUCUGUGAUGUGACACUGUCUUAGUCAUGUGAAGCCCACAGAAGGAAUCAAAACCAACUUCCUUUCUUUCUCUCUCUUUUUUUUUUGUUGGUCCAGUGAUGCAUUCGCAAAGCUGCUAGAAUCAGGCGACCUGAAGGGCAGCUCUGUCAGACUGGAAGGGGUAAACAUGCCCUUCCACCACCUACUGGCUCGGAUCUGCUUCCACCACCAUUUCUCCGGUAUGUACAUCCGAUGCCAAGUGCUAUGAGAAACAAAGAGACAAGAAGGGUAGGAUAUUCAGAAAAAGUGAAUGAUUGAACUGUUCUUUAAGGGAGUUUAUGACCACAUUAAAAAGGCUUCUGAAAGUCAAAGAAGUUUUUGACUUAAAUGAUUUGACUCUCUAUAAAACCAUAUAAUACUCAAGAUAUGAAUGUCUAAAUAACAUGUACCAUGAAGUAACAUAUUCAAAGUUUGAACACUGGCACACAUUUGCAAAUUUAAUCUGUGUAUGCAAAUACUCUGAAAGUUGCUGACACCAAAUUGUUGUGUUUCAUGGGAUUAGUUGUGGAGAGGAUCGACUCCUGUGCCUCCAUGUACAGCAGGUCUAUCCAGGGUCACCAUGUUUGUCUGCUGGUCAAAACUGUGAGUGAACUACUUGAACCCCUCCCCUUUUGUCUGUAAUAAUUUUUUGGGGCACUCAGAAUGUGAUUGUGAUAUUUUUUGUAUCUCUCUUUACCUCUUCUAGUCGGGUCAGACAGUGUCCAUUGACGCCAAAUGUGAUGAGCCGACGCUGCUUGGGAAUGUGCUGGAUGAGAUCAAGCAGACCUUCUCUCAGUGCUGAUCAUGUCUGACAGCCCCAGGGUGCCCCCCUUGACCCUUUCAUGCCACCCCCUCCUUCGCUGAAACACAACAUAAUCAUGUUAUGAAACACUGCGGCUGGCACCUCCAGUAUUGCCCUAUUUAUUAGUCCUCAGAUUCGCAAGACUUCUUCCCUCCUUCCCUUCUUCUUUAGUGUCCCUACACUCUUGUUCCUUAGCACUCUGAGCUCUGUGGUAACUCCCAACACUUGAUGUUGUUUUACAGACUCACUGUGUACGCGCAUCAUCUGCUCUGUAUUGCAACUUAAUUUUUACUUCCAACCCCAGCAGCCACCCUGUCCCUCCCUGACUCUGACUCUGUGCUGAGCUCCUGAUUCUGGACGCUCUACUUCAUCUGCUCUCUGCUGUGUUACUCUCUACACCCUCCACUCUGUUGGCAAUUCAGUCUUUGACAGUCAUGUAAUGUAAUGUUGACAACUGGACUUUUACUGUUUAUGGUUGGAUUGUGUUUUUACUGUUUUGAAGGCUUUUUUGUCUUUGGUUUGUUUGUUUUUUCGUUGUUGUUUUGUCUCUUUUUUUUUUUCUUUUUUGUCUGAAGCCUUUCUGCGCCUUUUCUCUUCCCCUUCUCUAUGCUCACUUACCAUCAGUGUGUGUAUUGCUAAUCUGUGUAGGAAAAGAACUGGAAAAGAAAAACAUUUGACUGACCUUUUCUUAAACUAGUCCUGGCUGGAAACAUGGGGUCUCUAACCUUCUCACCCACCACUGACCGGGUGCCUGGAAACGACCGGGCGCUGAGCAGCUGCAGUAGAAGCAUAGUGCUAAGAUGAAACCAAAGCUACAUAUAAGGCAUGAGUGUUAGACUCCUUUCCAAGCCGUUGCCCUACUUGCCACCAGGCAGGGCUCAGAGCAGAUCUACUGGUGUUAGUUCAACUGAAUCCUUAUGUGGCACUACGGGUGAUUUGUACAGUAGAUCAUAGUUUUGCUGCUCUGUGCCUUAGCUGUGCAGCCUGACCUACUACAGUGAGUUUUGGAGAGCCCCGCCUCCAUCCCCUAAUAUCCACCCUAAAUCAAUUGAGCAGCUGCAGUUUUGACUCCCAGUUUACAAACUUCUAACAUAUAAUUUCUCUCAUGAAUCAAAGAAUUUGAAGUGUUUACAAGAAUCAGUGAAUGAAUAUAUGGCACUAGAGAGGAAUUGCACACGGUUAUAUAAAAGCAGGAUAUCUGUCUGUCAGGCCAGUGCCACCUUUCAUCAGCACUCUUAAAUGGUUCGGUUAGUUGCACAGAAGAUUUUCUAUUAAAAAGAAAGUUAUUUUGAUGAAUCUGCUGUUGCUGAUGGCCCUUAUUUGUGUGAUCAGGCAGAUUAAAAACAGAAUAAUGUGGCAAAAAGAAAGCCAGCCAUGUUACAUCACUCGUGUCUGAUUCACUCGUGAUGGCAAAUGUUACACUAAACUGCUCUGCAUAUCAGUUUUUGAAGUUGUAUGCAGAGUUUAUUUAUGGUCAGUGGUUAAAAGUUCCCUCUUAAUUAGUCUUAGGCGACGUGGUUGCUGCUGUAUCAGCUUUUGCGAAGACAUGUAAAGCAUUAACAUCUGUGCCACCCGACCAGUAGCUGCUGCACCCGCACUGGCUGACACCUAGCUAGUGUGAACCCAGAUAAAUCCCAGAGUUCCUGUUCCCUUCAAAAAUUGCCUUGCCUUUUGUUUUGUUUUUUUUUGUUUUGUUUUUUUGUGCUUUGACAUGUUAUAAUGAACAUAUACGGCCAUUUUUGAAAGAAUGGCCUCAUUUUAGAACUCUCAGAGGUACGUGAUGUUUUAGUUUAUGUCAUUCAUGUCUGAAGUCACUACCCAGUCCAACACGACUUAACCUAGUAGUAGCAAGAUUAAACUGACUUGGUAGCGUCUCUGAUCAUGUUUCCUGGUAAGGCCAUCUUUACAUCCGUCUGCUAUUGUAGAUAACUAUGCUGAUGAUGAUGAUGAUGUCUGUGACCUGAAGUGCAGGUCAGCCAUUCCAUGACAUCUUCUGUCCAGUAGUAGAGUUACAGUGAAGAGGUGAUCAGCUGUAUUUCAGGAAUGUCUAUUGAAAAUAAUUAUCUAUGUAUUUCAUGUUCCUGAAAAUGACUGGUGUAAGUGAAACAAAAAAAAUACCAAAUCCCCCAAUCAUACAUUGUCCGAAUUUUGAUCAUUUUCUUGUGCAUAAUAAUUGAUUAAAAUUUGUAUAUUGCAUGAUUAAGAAUGUACACAUUUUAUUUUCCCUUUUUCUGUUCCACUGACAUGCUUACACAAACAGAAACUUAUCAUUCCAUUUUUCCAUUUUCUUUAUAUUUUUUUUAUGAAGUUUACUUGACCGUUCUCUAUUUUUGAUGGUAUUGUGUUUUUAACUACUCUAAGUUCAAACAAUAUGAAAAAGAGAUAUUGAAUGUUUUAAAUUAUUAUUCCUAGAGUAAGGAAGGGGGUUCUAAUUGGUGUCGUGACACUGAGGGCAUGGAGCUUAAAAAAAUAUAAGUUGAGUAGAACAGACCACGUGAAGCAGUGUACUGGGAGGCCACCCGCUCUGUCUUAAUUCUUGGUUCAGUUGUAGUGAGUUCCUUUACCGAGUUUGGCUUGUGACAUUGAAAUAUACUCUCAGAUGACUCUUGAAUUUUGAAGGUCCUGUCUUUUUAUUUCUCCAUAUUCAAUUAUUGAACUGUACAAUGUAAAAUGUUUUAAAGGGGACUACAUAAAUGAUCUACAUUCCCUUUGGAGAAAGUCCACUGAAUUAAAGUAAAGGCUAUACAAAGCUGCUGUAGUCUUUCUUUUGUUACCCUGGACUUCUGUUUUAAGUGGCUUCAGGUGUCUAGUUGUGGUGUUAGCUUUUCCCCUCUCUCUCUUUAAAUGCAAAGACUGCCUCGAGCACAGUGAUGCUUGAUCUAUUGAUCACUACUGCUUGUUGUUUUGAUAGAACUUUAUUUCCCAGAAAGCCUUUCGUGACAGGAGCAAACGAGACCUCUUCACUGACUGACAGCGAGCAGCUGAGUUAGUGGUAGGAGGAAAGACCCGGUCGGAGGUAUUGGUGUCAGGAUUUCUAAGAAGAAUAUCUCUCUCUGAACGCAGGGUAGCCCAGCCGCCCACUUUCUUUAAUAAAAAAAAGACCUAGUCUUACAGUUUACUGGGUAGACACAAGCUAGCUUUUCGUUGACAUACCUCUAUACUAAACAACCGAGCAGAGCUUCCUUUUGGAGUUUCAAAAUAAAACUCAGUUCAAGCAAAGUUUACAAAUAUUUCUAGUGAAUUGUUUGUCGAACUUCUACUAAUUGUGUUAUUACCACUUUUGAAUUUAUGUGGCAAUAAGUUGAUAGAUAUGGCCUUAAAAAAAAUUAUUGAAUUCUGAUAGAAUGCAUAUUAACCUUUAACCAACCACAAGUGGAUAAUUUGUUAAUUUGAUAAAAAUGGGAAACUAAAUCCUAGAUGGAUGGAUAGAUAGAUAGAUAGAUAGAUAGAUAGUAGGGCUGGGACGAUAUGCUUUUCUCCUGUUUUGAAUCUUCUACGAUUGUUUGGAUACCGAUUCAAUUUAAUUCGCGUUUCUAUGACAUUGUUGAUUUUCUUGAUUUUUAGUCUGCAUUUUUUACACCAGUGAAACAGUUGAAUGAUUAUGAUUUUCUACUGACUAUUCCAGGAACCAUAUUUACCCCCAAAAAACACACAUCACAUGUAAGUCAGUAAGUCAAGAUUUAUUCUUAAAUUUGAAAAAAAAAAGCGAGUUAUGAACAUAAAAAUCGGUUUACAAAUUGUGAAACAAAAAUUCGCGAUACUUAUGUGAAUCAUUUUUUUCUCCCACCCCUAAUAGAUAGAUAGAUAGAUAGAUAGAUAGAUGGAUGGGUAGGUAAGUAGGUAGGUAGAUAUAUAGGUAGGUAGGUAGGUAGUAUAUAGAUGCGAAUCUUCUACGAUUUUUUGGAUGCCGAUUCGAUUUAAAUUGCGAUUCUAUGACAUUGUGGAUUUUUAGUCUGCAUUUUUAACACCAGUGAAACAGUUGAAUGUUUAUGAUUGUCCACUGACUAUUCCAGGAACCAUA